AGGACAUGGCACAAUGUAAGAGAAAGUGGAAAGUGUUGAAACAAAUCCAUCUUGCCAUUGAGAGAUAUUGCAAUUGAUCUGGAUGUCACUGGGACAAUGUCAAUGGUGCCAAUAUACAUGAGCAAGCUGUGGAAACUCAGUGGACCCAGUUUAUUGAUGCCAGCGCUAGAAAUAAGGUAUGUUUAUAUUGGCAUCUCCAAUGUACUACUUUAUGACUUACUUACAGAUUAUGAAACCAUUUAAAACCAAUGGGUGGAGAUAUUGGGAGAAGAUGUACAGCAAUUCUCCUGAACAGGAGUGGUGCUCAUGGGGUAGUGCCUACAACCUGGCUUCCUUGGCUGUGCAGGCUUCAGGGGGUGCUACUGCUUCUAGCACUGAGGCAAGUGGGUCCAUGGCCACCACCACCAGCACUGCAUCAAGUGGAAGGACGAUGGGACUUGAUGUCAGUGUGCCAAAAGCUGCUGCCACUGGUGGGGCUCAUGGCCUUGGAUGGGGCAACACUGGCCUCAACUUUCAUGCUGGAUGGGAUCAGGUUGUGUCUGCACUUCUGUCCAUCACCCCUGGAAUCGCUCAAAGCUCUAUGAAUGCGCCCCCUCCCCCCUCUUUUGUCACACCCUCCAGCACCAGCAAAUGCUCUCACUCAGACAUGGUCCUUUCCUCCAACACCACCCAAACUUUGGCAUCACAGGUGGGUUCUGCCAAUGCCAACAAAAAGCCAAGGUUGUCGGCAUGUGGUGGCAGUCCAAUAUCACGUGUUGCUAGUAAUUGGACGAGCUCUAAAGCAGCAAAGGAUGCCGCUAGCACUGCUGCCUUCAUGAAUUUACAAGGUUCCAUCAACCACUGAUGGACAGCCUUCACUUGUCAGUGGCCAACUCAGAAGAAACUCAGGUGGCAAAUGAAAGGUCCCAGGCCUUGGCCUUCAUGCAGGAUGAGGAGGGCAUUCCGCCAGUAGACCAAAUCACCCUCAUGAAUGUGUUCUCAAGGAGCCCAGUGGUAUGCAGCACCUACUUGUCUGCCAAGGUUGAGAAUUGCAUCCCCUACUUGCAAUCUGUUCUUGCUCAGGCUGCCAGGGGGGAUUUUGGACUGCUUUAAAUCAUAUUCUCACAUGCAGAUCAAAUUUUGUCUCUUUCAUUGCACUUUCAUCUCAGUUCUCAUUUGUUUGUCUUGUUUUGUUCUUCUUUGUUUCUUGAAUCAUGUUACAUAGCUGUCACUCUUU
Suillus subaureus is the source of this 1216-nucleotide messenger RNA. RefSeq lists its product as uncharacterized. The record is from RefSeq and is a predicted model, not a curated record. Bases 179 to 844 code for a protein of 221 amino acids. Lineage: Eukaryota; Fungi; Basidiomycota; Agaricomycetes; Boletales; Suillaceae. The transcript has 2 exons.